This is a messenger RNA of Oikopleura dioica, 3177 nucleotides long. NCBI's taxonomy places the organism in Eukaryota, Metazoa, Chordata, Appendicularia, Copelata, Oikopleuridae. The record is from the annotation of a GenBank genome assembly.
AUGGAUAAACAUAAAGACAAAGAUAGAGGCCUCUCUAGGAUAACUAGUUACAUAUCCGGAGAGAAGCCAGAGAAACACAAAAUGAGAUCGACCAAAUCGGGAGUAGAUAGCGGCUUUGGUGGAAACAUGACCAUGGACCAGACAAAAGCGUUUUGCCAAGCGAUAUCAGAUAAAAAGCUCGAUGAGUUACUUGAGAAAAUGAUGAACGAUACGGACAUCAAAGAAGCAUCGAGAGGUCCAAUUCGAAAAAAUAUAAGACCAAUAAAAGAGCAAAUGGUCGUCAUGUGGAUGUUUAAUUCGAACAAAGCGCUUGCAAGCGACUCGAGGAAUCACUCGCAAGAUCUUCUUUCGUGGAAAACGAUGAAAAAGAGCGAAUUGAGGGCUACUCUUGAGGCCGUAAAGGUCGGAGCGAGCUCAAAUACGGUCAACUGGUUGAAAGAGUUCUGCAGUCCUGUGGACCGCGGUGGAGACGAUGCUGGCCAGAAAACAGAUGGACUGUCUACCCUCGUCGAAAUUAUGAGAGCACAAACAGUUGAGUAUCUCGAAACGAAGAGGAAACUGAGAUACUCGAUCGACAUGUUUGGGAUGACACAGGACGCGACGCGGCUUGACGCAGAACUGAGAAGAGUGGAAUUUAACAUAAAAAACCUUGUUCUAAGUAUUUGCAAAAUUGGAAACGUUGGCUUCGGUUACAAGCGGCUCGUGAAGGAGUUCCGCGCUAUCAAGGCACUAUGCCUGACGCUCAAUCCUGACAUACCACUUUCUGUGAUUCAUCAAUCGUCGAAGCUACUGGCAGUCGUCGCCAUUGAUGCCGACGGGCAGAGUCACAUCAUCCGUGCGCUGACAGAAAAUGCGGAAGAGUUUACCGACGAAAAUGGCUUUCCGAAAUCACGAUUCAAAAAUCUAGUCAAUAUUUUGCGUCUCAAAAUUCCUGAAGAUCAUGAGGCUGAUUCCGUUACUCAACGACAAAACCAGAUAUUUACGAGGCAGUACGUGCUUAUUUUGAUCAAUGAAAUUUUAAAAAACAAAAAUGAUAACGACGAGGAAUCGGACGGCGACAUCGACGUGAGAAUAUCCCUGAGAAAUGAGUUUAUCCGCAACGGGCUGAAAGAUACGCUUAUCAGCAGGAUACGAUCCGAAGCGGUCGACGACAAGCAAGAUCUGCUUAUACGACAGUGCGACGAUUAUAUAAAAGAGCGAGAAGACGAUCAGCAGGAGCUUCAUGAUAGACUUAGCGCAAUCCGAGAAGAUCUCAAACUCUCGUCCGAACUUUUCAAAUAUCUUUAUCAUUCGACGAAAGGCACCGAAGCCGAGCACACCCCCUGGAAUGGGAGGGCCUCCUCCCCUCCGCCUCCUCCUGGUAUGGCCGUUCCCGGCGGUCCUCCACCUCCACCCCCACCCCCUGGAAUGGGUGGGCCGCCUCCUCCUCCUCCACCUCCUGGAAUGGCUGGCACUGGUGGUCCACCCCCUCCGCCCCCACCUCCGGGAAUGGCUGGUCCAGGUGGUCCACCCCCUCCGCCUCCACCUCCUGGAAUGACUGGCCCUGGUGGUCCACCACCUCCGCCGCCACCUCCUGGAAUGGUUGGCCCUGGUGGUCCUCCCCCUCCUCCACCUCCCGGUAUGCGCGGUCCCCCUGGACCACCAGGUCCUCCUGGAAUGGGUGGCCUGCCUCCUCCACCAGGCGGCAUGAUCGGUGGGGCUCGGCCUCUUCCUUUUGGUCUUACAAUGAAGAAAAAAUACGAGUCCGCCCAGACUAAACGACUUAAUUGGCAAAAAAUAGAACCCGUUAAGUUGAAGGAGGGCUCAAUCUGGACAAAGGCGAAUGAACAAAAAUUCGCGAAUGAAUCCCUCAUGUCUGAAAUCGCCUCCGUCUUUGCUACUAAGGCUCCUAAAAACACAAGAUCAGACGGACCGGCUGUUGAAAAGAAACGACAAAAGGAGAAUAAGAUUCUUGACGCAAAGAAGGCCCAGAACUUGUCAAUUUUCCUUGGCCGAGUCAAGGUUCCAUACCAGACCGUACGCAAACAGAUCCUUCAAUGCUCUCCAGAACUAGAAACAUCAUUCGUUGUCGGUUUACUCAAUCAGUUGCCGGAUGCUGAGCAGAUUUCUAUGUUUAAAGAGCUCAAAGACGAAUACAACGAGUUAGUCGAAGCGGAAAAAUUCUGCGUCGUCGUUUCCGACAUGCACAGAGUUCACAUGCGUCUGGAAACGAUAAAAUUCCAGCGUGAAUUCGAAGAGAUCGUUGACCGAAACAUCAAACCAGAUAUCGUCAGCGUAACAGAAGCGUCGAGAAAGAUUUCAAAGUCGAAGCCUUUCAGGCUGUUCCUUGAAUUGGUUCUGUUCAUUGGAAACGUCAUGAAUGCUGGUGGACGAAACCAGCAGAGUUUUGGUUUUGAUAUAGAAUACUUGCCAAAACUUCGCGAUUCUAAAACCGCCGAUAACUCAAUGACGAUGCUGCAUUUUAUUGCCCAGCUUAUCGAAACCGACCCCAAAUACGAAGAAAUACGAGGCUUCGAUAAAGACCUGCAUGCAGCUGAUCGAGCGCGCCGCGUUGCUCAAGACGAUCUCAACAAGAGCAUCAACAACCUGACGAAAGAGGUGAAGAACUUGGAGAAGAAUGUCGAGCAAGUCAGUAAGCUGUUGAACAAGGACCAAGACGAUCAAUUUGAUGAGACGAUGAAUGAAUUCCUGAUCACUGCCACGGAACAACACAAAUUGUGCCUUGAUCUGAAAGCGACUCUUGAUCAAGAGUACGAGUCAUUAGCAGAUUACCUAUGUUUUAACACCAAGAAAACACCUAUUGAAGCAUUCUUCUCGAUGAUGAAUCAAUUCCGGGAGGAUUACGCGGCUGCCGUUCGCGAGAAUCAAAUGAGGAAAGAGGAGGAAGAGAAGAAAUCACGACGAGAAAUGGCUAAAGUCGCAGCGGAGCAGGCCAAAAUAAAGAAGAAGCAAAAACUUCAAAGCUCUGCGUCAAAAACACAGAUCAUCGACGAUGAAUCUGAAAAUGUCAUCGAUGAUAUGCUCAAGGCUCUUCAGUCCGGCGAGGGGAAUAAGAAGCGACGACGGGCUCGCCGCAGUGGAGUUCCUACCGACGGAGGAGGAGACAACCGAACAAGAUCACGAAGGGGUGGACGUCAAGUGUUCGCCUCGCUUGAAGAGGCAAUUGCCGCUUCCUGA